GUCGACUCACCUAAAAGAGUCGGCUCGUUCGAGAACAACCAGCAGGUUAAACACGACGGGAAAAGAUUGACGUGAAUCCUACUUCCAUAAAAUUUUAUCGAGAGACUCUUAGGCGCUUUAGCUCUUGUUAAUUUCACCGAGAAUGCUUUUGUUUAGGUUUGGGGUUGUGUUGAGCUCCGAGCGCUCGGAUAUCGAGGUGUUUGUGUGUGGAUCCCGUCCCGAACUCGGCCACUGGGACUCACAGAACGCAGUCGCAAUGAAACCGAUGCGGACGCUGGCGUCCAGCUGCGACCCCUGUCUGUGGCUCGGGGAAGUGCAACUCAGCGAACCGUACACACACAAAUUCUGGUUCAAGUUCCUUAAGCGGAUUGAUGGGAAUUAUAUAUGGGAAGGUAACGGCCCACAUCACGACCGGGAGUUAGUGUACGACCAAAGCAACAUGGUGGACGGUGCGUACUGUAACCCGAUUGGUCACUGGAUCGAGUUGAGCGGCCACACGGAUGAGAUGAAGCACACGACAGACUUCUACUUCAGCGUUGCUGGACAACAGGCCAUGCACUUUUCCAAGAUCCUGCCCCGGGUAUGGCUGGGUAGUUGCCCUCGGCGUGUCGAGCACGUCACCCUGAAGCUAAAGCAUGAGCUGGGCGUCACGGCCGUGAUGAACUUCCAGACCGAGUGGGACGUCAUGAACAACUCGCAUGGCUGCCGGCGUGACCCCGACGAGAACAUGACCCCAGAGACCAUGAUGCACCUGUACAGAGACUGUGGUCUGGCUUACGUCUGGAUCCCGACCCCUGACAUGAGCACUGAGGGACGUGUGCGGAUGCUGCCCCAGGCCGUGUACCUUCUCUACGGGUUGUUAGAAAACGGUCACAGCGUGUACGUGCACUGUAACGCGGGCGUGGGUCGCUCCACAGCCGCCGUGUGCGGCCUGCUCAUGUACGUGCUCGGCUGGAGCCUCAGGAAGGUGCAGUACUACCUCACAGCCAGGAGGGCGGCGGUGUACAUCGACGAGGAAGCUUUGGUACGAGCGCAGGACGACUUCCUGUUGAAGUUUGGACGGUUACGUGUCCCGGUGUGUUGUUCUGAAAUGCAUGAAGGAGGACAACGUUAGAUAAAUACAUGAGUGUACACUUAAAAGGAUUGUUUUACUGUUUUAUUAUUUUACUGUUAUUUAAUUUCCUGCGCCCUUUUACUCCCAGUCUAAUUUUUGGAGAAUUAUUCAGGUUUUUCUCCUCUCACGUUUGGAUAUGAAUCACCUCCAUUUUUUUUUUUUGGUAAGAUUUUUCUUGUAAAGAUUUCUCUCUUUUUCAUCUUAUCUGUCCCGCUCUAUCUUGUUGCUGACAAAAUGGUCAUUUUGCAAAAGGGCACCUUGGAGAUGUUGGCGGCUCGGCUGCUCGCGCACACGACCGUUAUCGUUAUUCCGUGGAACGAUUUUCCAAAUUUAAUAUCCUGCUAAAUCUUUCUGUGAAUGCUCAGCACGGAAGCUAUAUUUAGAUCGGACCUUUUGCUCGCACCGAGGCAGGGUGUGAAAGCAUCGUGGCCUUUUGAAUAAAUGGGUGGCAAUUCUGUCACCGUCCAUGAAGGUUUAUUGAGAGGAAGAAAAUACUCGAAGAGGUGAAGCUGGUAAAUUAUUCAGAAGACGUCCGUGAGAGAGAUUUUAAAAUCGGAAAACAUCCUGCUCUCGCUCGUGUUCUGUCUCAGAAAAGAAAAAGUCUUCUUUGUUCUGUCCGUCGUCUAUCCUCUCAUGCUUCACAGCGCCGCUUUAAAAUCUCUCGUUCAUUUCUUCUGUUUAAUUUUCCCCUGCAUGUCAGGGAGCUCAGGGUGUCUUUACUUUUGAGCACAAUUUGCUACUUUUGCUGAGGACGAGGUUUCUGCAGAGCUCUAGUGAUGUUCUACAAACCACUCAGUGUUCAUUGGGGUACAAGCAGUGAGCUCUUAAUACCUUGAGGUGUGUGUGUGUAUGUAAAUGUGUGUGAAUGUGUGAGUGAGUGUGUGAGUGAGUGUGUGUGCGUGCGUGUGUUUGUGUGUGUGUGUCUGUGUGUGUGUGUGCAUGAGUGUGUGUGUUUGUGUAUGUGUCUGUGCAUGAGUGUGUGUGUGUGUGUGUGUGUGUGUGUGUGUGUGUGUGUGUGUGUGUGUGUGUGUGUAAAAUCAGAUUUGUGCCACAUUCUUUCCAUCUUGUAAUAAUGUGUUUGUGAGAUCUUUAAUAUCUGAUUCUUUUGGUCUUAACGAUGCUCAUUGUUUACGUUUGUUCUCUAAUAAUUAAAUAUUUUUCUAUUCACAUCA
Molecule: messenger RNA, 2286 nt
Organism: Tachysurus fulvidraco (yellow catfish)
Lineage: Eukaryota; Metazoa; Chordata; Actinopteri; Siluriformes; Bagridae
Gene: epm2a
Product: EPM2A glucan phosphatase, laforin
Exons: 4
Coding region: 143-1114 (323 amino acids)
Biological process (GO): protein dephosphorylation
Cellular component (GO): nucleus; cytoplasm
Molecular function (GO): starch binding; protein tyrosine phosphatase activity; carbohydrate phosphatase activity
Source: RefSeq, a predicted model, not a curated record